CAAGCCGCUUCACAUAAAUGUCUUUGACGACGCGAAAUGCAACCAUUUGAUCGAUCAGCGGCGAUCUGAAGAUUUGAACAAUUCAGUCUCUGCCAACGAAGCUGACGCCACGAAAAAACGUGCGGAGCUAACGCCAUUAUCACGACAGCUGACGGAGCCACUCAAAAUAUCCGAACUUACGUUAACGCCCCAGUGGUCUCCGGCGCUCCCCAUCGGUGGACUGCAAGCCCACCCAGCCCUGACGAGCUAUUACAUGAGAUUUUUUCAACAGGCCCAAAACCUCCACCCCGCCCUCCACCCUGCCCUCCAUCCUGCCCUCCACUCCAGCUUGUAUUCCACCGUCCACACACACCUUAACCCUUACCACUUGCUAGACUCUCCCUUCACCAAAUCGUUUUUACAGAGGUCACCCCCUUUGACCCUUAACACGCCAUCGCUGUACUUCCAACCACCGUUUCGAGCAUUCCCAGGGGCAUACCCGCCUUUUCAGCUGCUUCCCCAACCGGACAUCCCCAAAAAAGAGCCGUCUACCCACGAGGCCUCCCACUUUUGCCGUACCGAGCUCGUCAUCCCUACCACCCACUUUGACCGCGGGUCACUCCCCAACACCACACCAUUCCCCCACCGCAAAACAUCUUCAUCACUCUCCCCCUCCUCCCCCACGUGCAUGUCCUCGCCCUCCAGCACCACCAGCAGCACCAUCUCCAACAUCAUCACCUCCCCCACCACCACCAUCAACACCUUACCAAACGACGCCCUCAACUGCAGCCUCUCCAACAGCCACACUGGUCUCGGGGUCAGUCGUUUAUUCUCAAGCGAAGUCCCCCACCAAGCAAACAUAAAACAGGGCAAAGAAAGGGAAAGUGCCCUGCUGCGUUUCAACUGCGAAUCCUGCAACAAAACCUACAGCACCCUGAGCGGUCUCAGCAAGCACAAGCAGUUCCAUUGCAACACGCACGUCAGGAAAGAAUUCACGUGCAAACAUUGCGAGAAGACGUACGUUUCCCUCGGGGCGCUGAAGAUGCACAUUCGAACGCACACACUCCCUUGCAAAUGUCAGGUGUGCGGCAAGGCGUUCUCCCGACCUUGGCUCCUCCAAGGUCACAUCCGGACCCACACGGGGGAAAAGCCGUUCAGGUGCAGCCACUGCGGCCGGGCGUUCGCCGACCGAUCCAACCUGCGCGCGCAUUUGCAGACUCACGCGGACGUGAAGCGGUACAGCUGCAAGGGGUGCAGCAAGACGUUCUCCCGGAUGUCGCUUUUGACGAAGCACGAGGACGGCUGUCCGAGUAACUCGGUGUGACGUCAGAACGGGCGGCUAGCAAGUUUGGAUGAGAUGUUGACGUGGCUGGAAAUGUGACGUCAUGAACCAAUAGAUGGGUCGGUAUGACUUACAGAUUGAUGAACCAGCCCCGAGAAGCCAAAUAUUUAGAAAUGUUUGAAGGUUGAAAUGGGAGGUCUCUCAAAGGUAAAGACUUACCCUCACAGGGACAAUGCCUUUGCAAAAUUUUACGUACAAUUAUAUUUUUUGUGGAGAACAAGCCAAGCCAAUUCAUUAUUACAGUCC
Messenger RNA from Lymnaea stagnalis (great pond snail), 1567 nucleotides. Lineage: Eukaryota; Metazoa; Mollusca; Gastropoda; Lymnaeidae. The record is from the annotation of a GenBank genome assembly.